CAACCUCAGAACACAAACACCAGAUACUCUCCCUCCAAAUGGCCAACAUCUAUCGUGCGCCUCUCCCCUUACACUGCGCACACGUCUUGGAACGCUGUUGCAGCUCCUCGCUUCGCCGCCUCCCAAAUGCCGGUCUCCUCCGUUUUCAGGGAGGGGAGAGAAGUGUUCGACCCCCUUCGACGGAUUUCCCAUUUUUGCCCUUGGAGAAGCCGUCGAGGGUCGGAAAGAUCUCCUGCAGGUUGCCAGGACAUGCUCCUGCAGCAGUUACUGCAUCCUCAUGGAAUGAAUCCGUCCUGAAGAGCGAUGUUCUCGUUCUUGUUGAGUUCUGGGCUUCUUGGUGUGGGCCUUGCAGGAUGGUCCACCCUGUGUUUGACGAAAUCGCAGAAGAGUAUGCCGGCAAAAUCAAGUGCCUUAAGCUCAAUACGGAUGCUGACGAUCAAGUAGCAGUUGAGUAUGGAAUUGAGAAAAUCCCAACUGUCGUGCUAUUCAAGGAUGGAGAGAAACAACAAGCCAUAACAGGUACGAUGCCCAAGUCUGUCUAUGUGGCAGCCAUUGAGAGGUCCUUGGCGCCCAAGGAAGGUAGCACAUCAGGUUAAUGCUCAUGGGUUCCAACUAAUGGCUUGCAUCUGUGAUCUGUAAGCUGACUUGACUGAUCUAGAUAAAUAACAGAAACUGUGGGUGGGAACCGUUUGGGUGGUUGUACAUUCUACAUGUAUACUCGGAACUUCCAUCCUGUUGUAAAUUCCAAAAAGACCCCACAUGAUCGGUAUGGUAAAUUUUUUU
Magnolia sinica is the source of this 783-nucleotide messenger RNA. Its product is annotated as thioredoxin M3, chloroplastic-like. The transcript has 2 exons. Lineage: Eukaryota; Viridiplantae; Streptophyta; Magnoliopsida; Magnoliales; Magnoliaceae. The coding region runs from base 39 to 596 and encodes 185 amino acids. Gene Ontology annotation, cellular component: cytoplasm. The record is from RefSeq and is a predicted model, not a curated record. Gene Ontology annotation, molecular function: protein-disulfide reductase activity; oxidoreductase activity, acting on a sulfur group of donors, disulfide as acceptor.